ACAGACUUCAACUCCUUCCCUGCCCUGCCAGCAGCGGGAUCUACACAAUCGCUCAGGACUAUCAGACAGGUUGAGUAUUCCUUCAGAAGAGAUGGCGGUGUUGGCUCAUUGCAAAGGUUCAUAAAGAUCAGCACUAUGACUGAUGGGGACUAUGACUAUCUGAUCAAACUCCUAGCCCUGGGGGAUUCUGGGGUUGGGAAGACAACAUUCCUUUACAGAUACACAGACAACAAAUUCAACCCAAAAUUCAUCACAACAGUAGGAAUAGACUUUCGGGAAAAACGUGUGAUAUACAAUAGCAGAGGACCAAAUGGAUCUCCAGGAAAAACCUUUAAGGUCCAUCUACAGCUUUGGGACACUGCUGGGCAGGAAAGAUUUCGAAGUCUCACCACAGCAUUUUUCAGAGAUGCCAUGGGCUUUUUAUUAAUGUUUGAUCUCACCAGUCAACAGAGCUUCUUAAAUGUCAGAAACUGGAUGAGUCAACUGCAAGCCAAUGCAUAUUGUGAGAAUCCCGAUAUAGUAUUACUUGGUAACAAGGCUGACUUAUCAGAUCAGAGGGAAGUCAAUGAGAGACAAGCACGAGACCUUGCAGAUAAAUAUGGCAUACCAUACUUUGAAACAAGUGCAGCUACUGGGCAAAAUGUGGAUAAAGCUGUGGAAAUGCUCCUGGACUUGAUAAUGAAGCGCAUGGAACAAUGUGUUGACAAGACACAAGUAUCUGACACAGCCAAUGGAGGAAGCUCGGGGAAGCUAGAUUCAGCAAAGCCAGAGGAGAAAAAGUGUGCCUGCUAGACUUCACCUCUAAACUGUGAGAACCAAUACGAAUAUUUGAUCUGAAAAUGGCUGAUUUACCACUAAAUUCAAACCUGGCCAUGCACAGAAACAAAGUUGUCUUGUUUGGGUUUUUGUUCUUCUCCAGAGAACUGAGUUUUCAGGGAGGCUUCUGUGCUGGAACUAAUAUUCCUGAUAUGGCACCAUGGAAGAUCUAAAAGCGCCCUCAUCUUAAUACAAUCAGGCUAGAAAAUGUAGGAGAGAUGUUCCCUCCUACCUUGGAAGGAGAAAAAACUAUUGUUUGUAUGGGGGGAGGAGGGGAAAGAUAAAUAAUUUGGAUAUCAUGAUAAACUAAAAAGGGGUACUUUGUUAGGUCUCGGUCUUAAUUGAAUCUUGCUUCUUUAUACUACUUUGUAUUUACAUCAGAGACCAUGCAUCUGCUAAAGUGGAGAUAUGAGUAAAGAGAAUGUUAUGUGGUGUAUUACUUGCACAAAGCAAGCAAUGGUGUGACUGACUGAUGAUAAGCUAAUGUGUGAGGAGAAAGGGGUGGAGGCUAUUUUUUUAAAAAUAAAACCAGGGAAACAUGCAACAUUAUUUGUGUUGCUAGUAAAUAAUCAAGCAGGCUUUGGAGGGUGAGGGGGAUAGGGAGAAGAUGCUCAAAUUCCAGCACUACAUGGAAAAGUGGCAACAC
Terrapene triunguis (Three-toed box turtle) is the source of this 1462-nucleotide messenger RNA. It is a transcript of the gene RAB27B, whose product is annotated as RAB27B, member RAS oncogene family. Bases 136 to 792 code for a protein of 218 amino acids. Gene Ontology annotation, molecular function: GTP binding; GTPase activity. NCBI's taxonomy places the organism in Eukaryota, Metazoa, Chordata, Testudines, Emydidae. The transcript has 7 exons. The record is from RefSeq and is a predicted model, not a curated record. Gene Ontology annotation, biological process: positive regulation of exocytosis; melanosome transport. Gene Ontology annotation, cellular component: melanosome; secretory granule.